AUGCAGUUCUCCGCCGCCAUCCUUGCCGUCGCCGCCGCCUCCGUGGCCAGCGCUGAGGCUGUCUUCAAGGCCACCGAUUUCGCGGCCGGAUGCAUUCCCCACAGCGCUAUGUGCUCUUACUCCUUUGGUGUCAUCCAGGCCGGCAACGGCGAGACCACCCCUGUCCAGUGCAAGGCUCUGGUCCAGGGCACUGACGGCUCCCUGCCCGAGGUCACUGACGGCCAAGGCACCUGCGAGGAGUCUUCCCGCACUUUCACCGUCGCCAAGACUGACGCCGGUCUCGUCCUGACCGUCACCCAGCCCGUGACCCCCAGCUCCAACCAGUCUGGAAGCCACACCAUCGCUGCCAGCGAGCUCGAGUUCGAGCAGACCGGCGCCUCCAGCCAGCAGAAGUACACUGGCGCCGCCGCGUUCGACCUGGAGUAA
Molecule: messenger RNA, 426 nt
Organism: Diaporthe amygdali
Lineage: Eukaryota; Fungi; Ascomycota; Sordariomycetes; Diaporthales; Diaporthaceae
Exons: 2
Coding region: 1-426 (141 amino acids)
Source: RefSeq, a predicted model, not a curated record